CUCGUUGCACAACGUGAGAACAUGGCGACCUCCUAUGUGCUUGCACUUUGGGGAAUUAUUUCUUAAUUUACUGAAGACUUCAUCCACCAAAAUUUUCCAGCUUUAACUGUUGACGAUGUCCCUGAGGCCACGGCGUGUUGACUUUGACACAACCUGGGUCAACUUACUUGAGACUGUGAAGGGGGUCAUCACAUGUGCCCAGGUACCUCGAGCUACCUGGAAUGACAGAUUCUCAGAUGUAUAUGCCCUCUGUGUAGCCUGCCCUGAGCCCCUAGGGGACCGGCUCUACCAAGAGACUAAGAACUUCCUUGAGACCCAUGUGGAGACACUACAUAAGAAUGUAGUUGAUGGUGGAGAAAAGAACUUCCUGUCAUUGUACCACACCCAUUGGGUACAAUAUAGCAAAGGGUCCAGCUUCCUCAACCAGCUGUAUGGAUAUCUGAACACGACCUAUAUAAAGAAACAGAAAUACAGUGAUGCGGACCUCAGCUACGGAGGAUUCUCUAUUGAGUCGUCCGACCAGAUGUUGGAGAUCGGGGAGCUUGCCCUGGACACGUGGAAGCGUCUGAUGGUGGAGCCCCUUAAGGAUGCACUUGUGCGUCUGAUUUUGGUCGAUGUAUGGCAGGACCGAUGUAAUGGCACAGUGAACCAGACAAUUCUCCAUGGCGUCAUCAAUUCAUUUGUGAAUGUAGAGGACUACAAAAAGAAACACCCUCUCCAACUGUAUGAGGAUAUAUUUGAGAAACCAUUCCGGAAGGAGACAGGCGAUUACUACAGACAGGAAGCAGCCAAGCUGAAGGAUGAGUGUAAUUGUUCGGAUUACAUGGAAAAGGUGAUAUUGAAAUUAGACAAUGAGGAUUUCCGUAGUCGAAAGUUCCUUCAUCCAAGCUCAUACAAUAAAAUCACGUUUGAGUGCCAACAACGUAUGGUUGCCGAUCACCUACAGUUUCUACAUGGAGAAUGCAAAGAGAUGGUCAAGUUGAAACAAACCAAAGACUUGUCUAAUAUGUACCGUCUACUGAAGCCGAUCAACGGUGGACUUGGAGUCCUGAUACAGGAAGUUGAGUCACACAUUCGGCGGACGGGACUGGAGGCAGUCAAAAACCUUAAGGGUGAAAAUAUACCAGCCCAGUUUGUAGAAUCAAUGUUGGAGGUCCACAAACAUUAUACGGAGCUGAUACAACAAACAUUUCAGACGGACCAACAGUUUGUGGGAGCUCUGGACAAGGCCUGUGCGGCAGCAAUAAAUUACCGACACAAUCCAAAACACCCGUGUAAAUCAGCUGAGCUGCUGGCUAAAUACUGUGAUAACUUACUAAAGAAGAGCUCCAAGGGAAUCUCGGAGAUGGAGUUGGAUGACAAGUUGUCUAGUUGUAUCACAGUCUUUAAAUAUCUGGACGAUAAAGAUGUUUUCCAACGGUUUUACUCUCGGAUGUUGGCCAAGAGGUUAAUAUUCUCACAGUCUGCCUCCAUGGAUGCUGAGGAGGCAAUGAUAAAUAAACUCAAGCAAGCAUGCGGGUACGAGUUCACCAAUAAGCUGCACCGAAUGUUUACAGACAUGAGCAUCAGCAUGGGUCUCAACAACGACUUCAGCGAGUUUAACAGAGGCAAAGAUAACAAAGACCUGGGGGUCAACUUCACCAUCAUGGUCUUACAGGCGGGAGCUUGGCCUAUAGGACAGAGCAACCUUCCAACGUUUGCCAUUCCGCAAGAGUUAGAACGAAGUGUUAGAAUGUUUGAGACAUUCUAUAAUGGAAAAUUUAGUGGUAGAAAAUUGACAUGGAUGCAUAAUUUCUGUAGUGCUGAAUUAAAAUUUAACUACUUGAAACGGCCAUUCAUUGUCACCAUGGGAACGUUCCACAUGGCCAUGUUACUGCUGUUUAACACGUGUGACAGGCUGACCUUCACAGAGCUCAUGGAGAACACCAAGUUACCAGAGAAGGAGCUUGUCAAGCAGGUCCAGGGGCUCAUCGACACAAAGCUUAUUGUUGCUACGGGAGACAAAGGCGACUUAUGUCGAUGUUCAUUUGACCUCAACAUGGAGUACACAAAUAAACGCACGAAGUUCAAGAUUGCCAGCUUAGGUCAACGCGAGUCUCCACAGGAAGUAGAAAGUACCCACAAUGCUGUAGAUGAGGACAGAAAGAUGUAUCUACAAGCGGCCAUUGUCCGAAUCAUGAAGGCGAGAAAGAUACUAAAGCACACUAUGUUGAUACAGGAGGUGAUCAGCCAAGCACGAGCGCGGUUUACACCAAAUAUUCCUAUGAUUAAAAAGUGUAUAGAAGCAUUGAUAGACAAACAGUAUCUGGAACGGACUCCGAACUCGUCAGACGAGUAUCGCUACGUAGCAUAGCAUCACUUAGCAACAUAAUUGGGAGGGGUGAGAGGGAGGGACACUGGGUAGUACCAUGUGAUACUUAGUCGAUAUAGUGUCUUCACGUUAUAUCAACUUGUUUUCUGGAUUUAGCCAAGGACAGGAUGUUCGUGAUGGAAUGGCUGGAAGGAGUCACGUGAUCAGUGUUUAUCAUGUGAUCAGGGUGUCAUGUGAUAUUUGCAAGUAGUCUGUCUGAAAGUGAUCAUGUUAAACAAAUUAUUUCAGAGGAUGCAUACCAGUGUGAUGUGAGGAUAUGUGUUGGUGUUAUAUAUUCAUCUUCGCUGGAUUACAAAAGCUUCUAUACAGAAAAAGUUGUGACAUUUUACUACAAAUUUAAAACUUUAGUUACUAAAUCUAAAUCAUGGCCUUAGAAAUCUUACUCCAAUAUUUGUAUGGAAGGUUGAACAGCUCUGAUUUGCCAGAAGGUCUGCAUGGAAUCUUAAAAAGUCUCACCUGAAACAAAUGUUUUCUCAUUUUCGAGAUGCUGACAGAUUUAGCCCAAUGAUAUUUGUUUUCUUUGUAGCAGGCAAAACUUAUUUGUAAUAACUACUUUAAGUUGUUUCAGAACGAGACUUUUUUUUUUUUUUUUUUUCCGUUACAGCGCUAGACAGUUUUCUUCAGUCCCACUGAUAACAAUACAGACGACAUGACCUAGUUAUGACCUGUUGUGGCUGUGACCUAUAGUUACGACUUGUGUGUGUUAACAUUUAUUGUUAAGGUUGACAUGUUCGACCUUUGAACUCUUGCUGGAGUCCUGACUUCUAAGUUAUAUUACAGAACAUUUUGUACAUGUAUAUAUGCAUUUGAAAUAAAUGCCAUUGUUAUGCUGACAGUGACAUCACGAGA
Messenger RNA from Mizuhopecten yessoensis (Yesso scallop), 3220 nucleotides. RefSeq names its product cullin-2-like. The coding region runs from base 116 to 2353 and encodes 745 amino acids. NCBI's taxonomy places the organism in Eukaryota, Metazoa, Mollusca, Bivalvia, Pectinida, Pectinidae. The record is from RefSeq and is a predicted model, not a curated record. Gene Ontology annotation, biological process: protein ubiquitination; SCF-dependent proteasomal ubiquitin-dependent protein catabolic process. Gene Ontology annotation, molecular function: ubiquitin protein ligase binding. Gene Ontology annotation, cellular component: SCF ubiquitin ligase complex; Cul2-RING ubiquitin ligase complex. The transcript is spliced from 19 exons.